GAAACAUAAUUGGGAAAGAUUUAAAUGAUUAAAUGUUUCAUCUUGUGAUUCCCACCCUCAGAUUGAUUAGAAAAAGCCAAAAAUCUAGAUUGCAAUUCAUCAAAGCUUCUGAGUAGUUCCAUUAUAAAUACCGUUGCAAAAGGCUUGUGAGCAAUAGUGAAACGCCGAAGUAUCUUUUUGCUAAGCACAAAAUGUAUCAGUUUUUAAUUAUUGUAACUCUUUUCACUUUUGCAACAUCAAGUGUUAUUUUGACCGACAAGGAAUGGACACUGUUUAAGGAAACUUAUGGGAAAGCUUAUCUCAAUUCCGAGGAAGAAAAUUAUCGAAAGAAUAUUUUCAAUGUAAAUUUGAAGAAAAUAAAACUCCACAAUGAAAAGGCCAUUCGAGGUGAACACAGUUAUCAAUUGGGAAUCACAAAGUUUGCUGAUUUGACAGUCAAUGAAAUGAAAAUGCCUGAGCUAGAAGUGGAACCACUUUCAUUAGAUGUUGAAAUUCAUCAUAAAUCGUAUUUUAAAGCUCCAGAAUCAGUUGAUUGGAGAUCAAAAGGUAUCUUGACUCGAGUUAAAAGUCAAGGUAGUUGUCCAGUUUGUUGGGCCUUUACUGAUGCAGCAGUAAUCGAAGCAGCCUAUGCCCAAGCAACCGGUAAAUUGGUUGAUCUUUCAGUACAAGAUAUAUUGGACUGUUCUCCUGAAUCAAAAGGCUGUUCUGCAGGGAUUAUAAGUACCGGUUACGAUUAUGCGAUGAGUAAAGGAUUACGUCUAGACGAGUGUUACCCAUAUGAAUCACAUGAUGACCCUUUUGGUCAAAAGACUUGUAAAGUCAACUCUGAAUGUGAUAGGAUUAAAAUAUCUGAUUACAUAUUCAUUCGGAGGUACAACGAGAAUGCCCUUCGUGAUGCUGUUGCUGAGCGUGUUGUCGCUGGAUAUAUUGACGCAACUCUGGACGAUUUCAAGUUUUACAAAGGAGGAAUUUAUAAUAAUCCUGAUUGCCGUAAAGAUGAAGUUUCACACGCGGUUCCAAUAGUCGGCUAUGGAACUGAAAACGGAACUCCUUAUUGGAUCAUCAAGAACAGUUGGGGUGAAGAUUGGGGCGAAAAAGGUUACGGACGAAUAUUGAGAGGAAACAAUACUUGUGGCAUUGCUACUUAUAACCCAAGUUACCCUUUACUUUAAUGCUCUUUUAAAUCAAUGAAAUGUCAACCAAAUACUAAUUUAUAUUUUUGUCAUUAAAACUAGACCAAGCAACCACCAA
Tetranychus urticae (two-spotted spider mite) is the source of this 1251-nucleotide messenger RNA. RefSeq names its product cathepsin K. The record is from RefSeq and is a predicted model, not a curated record. Gene Ontology annotation, molecular function: cysteine-type peptidase activity. Gene Ontology annotation, biological process: proteolysis. Lineage: Eukaryota; Metazoa; Arthropoda; Arachnida; Trombidiformes; Tetranychidae.